UCUACUCGUCAAGAGACCCAAAUCCCUCUCCGGAGGAAAGGUUAAAGAUUGUGAUGUCUCAAGCUCGCGUUUAUACCGACGUCAACGUUCAUCGCCCGCGGGAUUACUGGGAUUACGAGUCUCUCACUGUUCAGUGGGGCGAUCAAGAUGACUAUGAAGUUGUUCGGAAAGUGGGAAGGGGAAAAUAUAGUGAGGUCUUUGAAGGUAUAAAUGUAACAAACAAUGAAAGGUGCAUCAUAAAAAUUCUCAAACCAGUGAAGAAGAAGAAGAUAAAGAGAGAGAUAAAGAUCCUUCAAAGUAUCUGUGGAGGUCCAAAUGUUGUGAAGCUGCUUGAUAUAGUUAGAGAUCAGCAUUCAAAAACUCCUAGCUUAAUUUUUGAAUAUGUGAACAGCACUGAUUUCAAAGUCUUGUAUCCAACAUUGACUGAUUAUGAUAUACGCUACUACAUCUAUGAGCUUCUCAAGGCAUUGGAUUAUUGCCAUUCGCAAGGGAUAAUGCAUAGAGAUGUCAAGCCUCACAAUGUUAUGAUUGAUCACGAACUGCGAAAACUUAGGCUGAUUGAUUGGGGGCUUGCUGAAUUUUAUCACCCUGGAAAAGAAUACAAUGUCAGGGUCGCAUCAAGAUACUUUAAAGGUCCCGAACUGCUUGUUGACUUGCAAGAUUAUGACUAUUCUCUGGACUUGUGGAGUCUUGGUUGCAUGUUUGCCGGAAUGAUUUUUCGUAAAGAACCGUUCUUCUAUGGUCAUGAUAAUCAGGAUCAACUUGUUAAAAUAGCCAAGGUGCUUGGGACAGAUGAGUUGAAUGCGUAUCUGAACAAAUAUCAUCUUGAAUUGGAUCCUCAACUUGAUGCUCUUGUUGGAAGGCAUAGUAGGAAACCGUGGUCAAGAUUUGUUAAUUCAGACAAUCAACAUCUGGUUUCACCAGAGGCCAUUGAUUUUCUUGACAAGCUGCUGCGCUACGAUCAUCAGGACAGGCUUACAGCCAAGGAGGCAAUGGCGCAUCCAUACUUCAACCAGGUUAGAGCUGCAGAAAACAGCAGGAUGCGCACUUAAUAUGGCGUAAAGCUCAAGAAGUAUUAUCGAACAUUUUGUUACAAUGAUGAAUUCUCGCGUAUGAUGAGAACUUGUUGACUCUUGUAAUGAAUAGAUGGAAUGUGGUUUCAUUCCUUCAAUAUUAGCACACUCCCAAACUUUACUUCCAAGAUUGUACAUUCAUUAUAUCCACAAAUCACACAGUUUCUCUCCCACCAUAUAAAGAAGUGUAUGAUACUAAUAUUUGGCUUACUGGGGAUAAGAAAAUAGAGAAGCAAAGCUAGAUUGCAUAUUAAUGUAUGUAUGUAUGAACCAUAAGAGUUGUGCAUUAAAUAUUAAGCUUGAAAGUGGUUCACACAAUUCAGAGGCAUACACACACAGUGCAUAGAUGAAACCAUGAUAAUGAUAACAAUUGUAAUUAUUUCUUUAGAUGAGGGAAACAGGUGAACAA
Andrographis paniculata is the source of this 1482-nucleotide messenger RNA. RefSeq names its product casein kinase II subunit alpha-2-like. The coding region runs from base 54 to 1052 and encodes 332 amino acids. The record is from RefSeq and is a predicted model, not a curated record. The transcript is spliced from 10 exons. Gene Ontology annotation, biological process: protein phosphorylation. Lineage: Eukaryota; Viridiplantae; Streptophyta; Magnoliopsida; Lamiales; Acanthaceae. Gene Ontology annotation, cellular component: protein kinase CK2 complex; nucleus; cytosol. Gene Ontology annotation, molecular function: protein serine/threonine kinase activity; ATP binding.